AUGAGCGAUGAGGAAGAGGUACUGGAUAUGAAUCUUUUGGAGGCGCAGGCAACCAGGGAGCCCGAGCCCGAGCCCGAGGCGGUAAACGAGCAGCAACCUGAAGUGCCGCAAAUUCCAGAGCCGAAAGAAAGCGCAGUUGACUGGCUGUACUGCGCAACGCCGUACUUAAGGAUGUACGACGAACUCAAACAAUUUCACGUGGCGCGCGGGCAUCCUCCUGCCGAAGUCUUGAAGCAGAUGGGCAUCUUCAAAGCCACCUGUAAUGCGGAGCUUCGAAGGGUUUACAACCUCCCGCUAUACCUAGAUGAGGAAUUGGACCUCAACGAGCGCAAGGUUUGGCGUCAGAAACUGCUACGGCUCUACAAGCUACGCAUCCUGCCAUGGGUUUGCAAGCUCGACUACGAGGAAGCUGAGAAAAUCUUGAAGGGCGAAUUACUCAAUGAAACCGCAGCUACUUUCGAUCCACGGUCGGGCUGUCCAACUCCGCCUCCGGAAUACCGUAAUCCCUCCGGUUCGGUGAACAUGCAGGACAUCGACCUCCCUGAUUCUGGACAGGAUUUUUCGAUCCAGCCGAAUCCGGCCGGGCAGGGAGCUGAAAUCGGCUCGAAAGAGCAUGAAGACUUUGCGGUUUUGAAUGCACCUAACGAUUACCAUCAGCCUUGUGAUGCCCAGGAUCGCCCGGAAGAAAAGGUAACUCAGGCUCAAUACCAGCAAAGGGGCUGUUAUGAAGAAGCCGAAUACGCAAAUCAGGAAUCGAGAAACCCGCCACCCGUACCUGCCCAUGGAGCUUGGAGUAGCGGCCAACAUUUGGCAUCGGCAACGGCCAACAACAUUGCUGCCCCGCUGGUCCUAGUCAGCUUUCCGGACGGGAAAAUCGAGUUUCAUGAGGAUGUCGCGAAGCGCACUUUUGCCAGUCCGGCGUAUAGAGGCAAAAAGAUAAGUUUGGUGUCGGUUAUGGGCCCGUCUCGCUCGGGGAAAAGCUUCUUCAUUUCGUUGAUGAUCAACGGUUUGCAAGCCGGUCCGGGCCAUCGGAAGGUCGUAAGCGGCUUCUUUAAAUCCGGAUACGAGCGCCACACCGAAGGGAUUCUGAUCUUUGAGAAGCCAGCAUUUGCCGGAAGCGACGAAAAUCAUCUCAUCUUCUACAUCGACACCCAGGGCACGUUUGACUUGGAGACGGAGCGCAGUACCUCGCUUUGGAUAGCUGGGUUCAGCUUUUUGCUGGCCGAUAUUCAGAUCGUCAAUCUGCGCUCAAAUAUUGGCGGUGACAACCUGCACGACAUCCAUACUUUUACGGAAGUUGCUGCGGCAUGUAAUACCAAUAGCUUGGCAAAGAAAAUUGUUAGCUUCUUGGAAAAGGACGCGCCGACGCUAACAACUUCUGUAGAGGUGAUCAAAGAGGCAAGCAUUACGGUCACGGUGAAUCGCGCUUUUGAAAUGUUCCAAGCGGCGUUGAAGGGCGUAACCCUCGAUCAUUUUGACAAUGGCGUAUUGGCCGGAAAGAAAAACGCCGAUCGAAAACUGAAAGAAUCGCUCCCGGCGAAACUAUUGGAGGAGGCCAGGAAGGGGCUGGCGGGGAAGGUCGAGCCUGCCAUAAAAGCCAAGCGAGAAGAACUUCUGAAGAUUGAGUCCGAGAAGCAGGCGCUCGGGAAAUUGGACGAGAUCGUACUCGAUUGGAGGAAGAGGAUUCAAAUGAUCAAUAAAUAUGAAGAGGCCGUCCGACUCCUAGAAUCGACGGAAAUCUCAGAUAGUUUUGCUAGGAAUUUUCCUAAUCUGAGCUGCAAGGACCAAGUUUCGCUGCUAAAGAACACCCUGGACACGAGGAUUGCCAAUUUACGAGGUCAAUACCUUCGUCAAAAAUUGGAUGAGACCGAGCGACAGUUCCGGGACUUCAUUAUGAACAAAAAAUGGGAUCCACUGCCGACCGUGGACUUUCUGCACCAAGAGGCCAUUGGGGCUCUGCAAAAAAUGCACGAAAACUUGCUCGAAUCCGCGAAAGAUGAUGGCAAGAAAUAUUGCCAAGAACGCGGUGUUCUUGCUCUGAAUGAAAUCACCACAGAAUGCCUAGAGCGGCUCCAAAAAACUAAGGCAGCCGAGGAAGCGCUAAAGCGAGCAGAGGAGAAAUUUAACGAAGCGAUACGAUUCAACUCGGAUGAAAGGAGGAAUUCCGCCGCUGCUGCACCGACGAAACAAUCAGAAAAUUUGGCUAAAUGGAAGGAGGAAUGGGCGCUAAAGCUGACCAGUGAAGACACUAGUCAAGUGAUUCGCUCAUCCCAAUCAUCGUUGGCAAGUCUCGGAGUAGACAAUCAGGCUCCCGGUAGUUUCGAAGCAAAUCCUGCAGCACAAAGUAGCUCGACGAAAGCGAGAAAUCAGCUCGCCACGUCGAGUGCGGUAGAGGCCAUAUACAAAGAAAGGCAAAUUGCUGCUGACGCGCGCUUGGCUGCGAGGAUGGAGAAACGAGAAGAAGAAAAAAGGCAGCAACUGGUGGACCCGCUGCAACAAAAGAUUGAUCGACAAGUCAAAGUUUUUAAGCUCUUUGUACAGGGGAUGAAGAAGUCCUACCCCGCCGAUGAAGCCGGAGGGCAAAGCAAGAAGUGGCAUAACCCUUGCUCGCUGUGGACCGCCAAAGAACAAGGGAAAAAGACUUCCGCGGAUGGGCUCUUUAAGGUUUGCAUGGUAGAAUAUGGAAGGCUGAAGACUGAAUUGCUGCUAAUUUUGCAAGGACAAAUUGAGCAGGAAGAAAUCGACGAAUGUGUAAACGGUUUUGAGCAUGACUGUGACGAGAUUUUUCGCAGCGAGGUCGGGCGUGCAAUGGAUGAUCCUGAGUUGAACUAUGUGGGCAGCGAGGAAGCGCUCCGCAAGCUAUUUGUAAUGCGGAAAUGUGUUGCUCUGCCCGGCGAAACAGGACGAAACAAACGAAAGGUCCUGAAUUAUGCUAAGGUCGAACGGCACUUUCGUCUCUUCCUACGGCGCAAACUCGCCAAUGCCGUCGAAUGCGCCACAGACAAAGACACCAAACAAGGAAUCAACGCAACAGAAGAGCUUUGGGCACAUUUCCGGAAAUCGUUAGCAAAGUAUGAUUUGGAAAAGCUUCUGGAACUUGUCAUCAACGACGUUGCCGUUGGGUGCUGGCUCGACAUCCUGAGCAUAAAGUUUGAGAGUUAUGGAAAGGCAGAGGACAACAUAGUGUUACUAAGCCAGGCCCAACAUAGACUGAAUUUGCGGAUUCCGGACAAGGACUUUCUGCAAUUUUGCCGGACAGUUAAAGAACUCUACCGGAAGAAUGCAGCGAGAUCCAUAACGUGGGGGUCCCAAGUUCAAACGGUUGAAACUGCUCACGUUGCCGCUAGUUAUCACCGCUAUCCAGCAAUUACUCCAACCUCGGUUGUUCAACCAAUUGGGCUGCCGUGCACAACCAACUCGUAUCCACAGCAAGAGCAGAUUUACGUUGAGGUGCCAGGACCUGAGGCUGUCAUCGAGCAGACCCAUCUGCAUGGAUUGUCAUCGGGGAACAGAUGGACUCAGUUUUGGGACACGGUCAGCCGCCGCGACGCUGAUUAUCUUACGGACACAACCAGUCCCUUUCAUAACGGCUUU
This is a messenger RNA of Mesorhabditis spiculigera, 3594 nucleotides long. Lineage: Eukaryota; Metazoa; Nematoda; Chromadorea; Rhabditida; Rhabditidae. The record is from the annotation of a GenBank genome assembly.